UUGAACAUUUCAGGUCCUGGUUGUUCAUCUGUUGGUUACGGUGAAGCUGAAGAAUUAGGGCCUUUUUUAACACAAAAAGGCAAACCAGAGCUCAAAUUAAAUAAUAACUCCUGGAAUAAAGCGGCCAACUUACUUUUUGUAGAAUCUCCCGUCGGUGUUGGAUUUUCGUAUACAAAUACCAGCAAUGAUAUCAAUGAGCUUGGUGACAAAGUGACCGCUCAGGAUUCAUACAACUUUUUGGUCAACUGGUUCAGAAGAUUUCCACAAUAUAAAUCUCACGAGUUCUACAUUGCUGGAGAAAGUUAUGCAGGUCAUUAUGUCCCUCAACUUGCGGAAGUUAUUUUCGAUAGCAAUAAAAAAGUUACAAAGGACAACCGCAUUAAUCUCAAGGGAUUUAUGAUAGGGAAUGCAUUGGUGGAUGAUGAAAUGGAUCAAACUGGAAUGAUUCACUACGCAUGGGACCAUGCUGUGAUUUCAGAUGGGGUGUACCAAGAAAUUAAAACCAAGUGCAACUUUAGCAAUGAACAUCUGACUGAUGAAUGCGAUGAAGCUCUCAACAAAUACUACGAUGUUUACAAAAUUGUGGAUAUGUAUAGCUUAUAUUCUCCGACUUGUGUCAACAGAAAUUCCAGCAGCACGAAUAGGAAACUUCAGCGGAUCAAAGGUGUCGCUCCUCGACUGAUGUCUAACAUCGAUGAAUGGCACAAGAAACCAGCAGGGUAUGACCCUUGUGUGACAGAUUAUACUCAGGUAUAUAUGAAUAGGCCAGAUGUACAAAAAGCUCUUCAUGCAAAUGUCACCAAAAUUCCAUACCCAUGGACUCAUUGCAGGUAAUUUUC
Messenger RNA from Olea europaea var. sylvestris, 839 nucleotides. Its product is annotated as serine carboxypeptidase-like 34. NCBI's taxonomy places the organism in Eukaryota, Viridiplantae, Streptophyta, Magnoliopsida, Lamiales, Oleaceae. The record is from RefSeq and is a predicted model, not a curated record. Gene Ontology annotation, biological process: proteolysis. The transcript is spliced from 6 exons. Gene Ontology annotation, molecular function: serine-type carboxypeptidase activity. Gene Ontology annotation, cellular component: vacuole. The annotation marks the transcript as partial.